ACGGAAAAAGGAAGUUUAAAUGUUUCUUAUAAUGUGCCUAAUUAUUUUCUGAACUACUGUAGUUAUGAAGAUUUCUUGUUUCAGCAUACUUUCAUAUCAGACUUUACCAAGAAAUAUGCCAAGCCAUCGAGCCCAAGUUGUACCUCGUUAUCCAGAAGGUUAUCGCACCCUACCAAGAAACACUAAAACCAGGCCAGAUAGCAUCUGCAGUGUAACACCUCUUUAUGAUAAGACCCUUGGAUCAUUGCCAGCAGAAGAUAAAAGAAGAUCAAUGCGAGAUGACACCAUGUGGCAACUCUACGAAUGGCAACAACGGCAGUUUUACAAUAAGCAAACAACUCUUACUAGACACGGUACUUUAAGUAGUCCCAAAACCAUGAUUAAUAUAUCUGAUCAACCAAUGCAUUUGAUUCCCACGUCACCUUCCCAUGGUUCAAUAGCAGGUUUCCAAGGAUAUUCUCCUCAGAGGAACUACAGGUCAGAAGUGUCCUCCCCAGUACAAAGAGGAGAUGUAACCAUUGACCGUAGACACAGACCGCAUCAUACCAAGCAGCAUGUCUUUGUGCCUGACAGAAGGUCGAUUCCAGCAGGCCUGAGCGUACAGCCUAUUACUCCCCAGAGCUUGCAAGGCAAAACUCCAGAGGAGCUCACGCUGCUGCUCAUAAAGCUGAGAAGGCAGCAAGCCGAACUGAGUAGUAUCCGGGAACACACACUAGCACAACUCAUGCAGCUAAAACUUGAGGCCAGCAGCCCAAAGAAUGAGAUUCUUUCUCAUCAUCUACAAAGGAAUGCCAUAUAUUUGGACCAUCAGAUGAAAGAGAAUGAACCUUUAAUCAUCUUGGUUCACACUAUGAUUGAGAACUCGGCGCUAAGACCACAACUAUACCAUCAACUGACACAAGAUGAAAGUAGGGGUGCUCUGUACAAAUACAGAUCAGAAGAACUGGAUAUUGAUGCUAAGCUUAGCCGAUUAUGUGAACAAGAUAAAGUGGUGCAGGCCCUAGAAGAGAAGCUUCAGCAGCUGCACAAGGAAAAAUACACGCUUGAGCAAGCUUUGCUAUCAGCCAGCCAAGAGAUACAAAUGAAUGCAGAAAAUCCAGCUGCCAUACAAAAUGUCAUCUUACAGAGGGAUGAUUUACAGAAUGGCCUGCUUAGCACUUGUCGAGAAGUAUCUCGAGCCACUGCGGAACUCGAAAGAGCUUGGAGGGAAUAUGACAAACUAGAAUAUGAUGUAACAGUCACAAAGAACCACAUGCAGGAGCAGCUGGAGCGGACAGGCGAGGUUCAGAGUGAGUCAGCCGGGAUACAGCGUGCUCAGAUUCAGAAGGAGCUUUGGCGAAUUCAGGAUGUAAUGGAAGGUUUGAGUAAACAUAAGCAGCAAAGAAACAGCACCACGGAGGCAGGUGUCAUAGCAUCAAAGGCCUUUUCACCGAAGUAUAAAAAUGAGGAAGAGGAAGUAGUCCCACCUCGUCCUCCACUCCCUCGGUCCUAUGACUUUGCAGAGCAUCUUCCCAUAAUCCCCCCUCUGCCCAGUGAUAGCAGCUCCUUGCUCUGUUAUAGCAGGGGCCCAGUACAUCUGCCUGAAGAGAGGAAGAUUCAUCAAGUUCAAGGAUACCAAAGAAAUGGAGCUCACUGUGGUCCUGAUUACCGGCUUUAUAAAAGUGAACCUGAACUGACGACUGUAGCAGAAGUUGAUGAGUCGAACGGGGAAGAAAAGGCAGACCCAGUUUCGGAGUCAGAAGCUUCUAUGUCUAAAGGAUCACAUUUUCCUAUUGGAGUUGUGCCACCCAGAACAAAGUCACCAACCCCAGAAUCUUCAACAAUAGCUUCUUACGUGACUUUAAGGAAAACAAAGAAGAUAGAUCUAAGAACGGAAAGGCCAAGAAGCGCAGUGGAGCAGUUAUGCUUGGCAGAAAGUACUCGCCCACGAAUGACAGUGGAGGAGCAGAUGGAAAGAAUAAAAAGGCACCAACAGGCCUGUUUGCGUGAGAAAAAGAAAGGACUGAAUAUUAUUGGCAUUUCAGAUCUGUCCCCUUCACAAAGCCCAUCCCUUUUCAGAGAAAAUCCUUUUAAAUUAUUGCAGGUAUGGCUACAUGUUCUGUUUCUUUCAAUGGAACACUCACAGACAAAAACAACGUUCUGUUGAUAUUAUCAUUUGAAGGACUCUGUACAUUCUUCCUUACUAGUGCUUGGGUAGGGCCACCAGCAAAUCUCAGCUAGAAUGGAAAAGAGCAGCAGCAAUCUACUUCUGUAUCAUUGUUGGGAAAACAACGUGGACAUGUCCAUGAAGCCACCAGGAAGUUCAGUUCAGAAGAGACUUUACCUUUAUUUCUUAUAGCCAAAGAAAAGGUUGUAGAGUCCUUGGUGCUCUCUGAGCUUGUU
This is a messenger RNA of Python bivittatus (Burmese python), 2382 nucleotides long. The record is from RefSeq and is a predicted model, not a curated record. Lineage: Eukaryota; Metazoa; Chordata; Lepidosauria; Squamata; Pythonidae.